This is a messenger RNA of Myripristis murdjan (pinecone soldierfish), 2011 nucleotides long. RefSeq lists its product as uncharacterized. The coding region runs from base 314 to 1156 and encodes 280 amino acids. Lineage: Eukaryota; Metazoa; Chordata; Actinopteri; Holocentriformes; Holocentridae. The record is from RefSeq and is a predicted model, not a curated record. The transcript has 6 exons. Gene Ontology annotation, cellular component: nucleus; nuclear membrane. Gene Ontology annotation, biological process: nuclear protein quality control by the ubiquitin-proteasome system; proteasome localization. Gene Ontology annotation, molecular function: proteasome binding.
AGCAAUUGUGUAGGUGGUGUUUUAAACAAAAGUCGGUGUCUUCCUCGCCAGUGCAACCAACUUUUAUGCCGCGCUUAGUUUGGUUUAUUCAUGCGACUUUGGGCUUGUAUUUCAUCUAAGCGAGCUUUUAAAGCCACACCGGCGUGUUUGGAGGAGCUACCCUCUGCCUUGUUAGCCCACGGACACUAAAAAAAAGUCCACGGAAAACUUAGUGUUGCCUGCCCAGUUUGGUUUAAAGUCCAGCUAACAGUAGCUCCACUAGCUACUUUAGCAGGUAGUUAGCUGCGUAUCUUAGCCGCUUAUCGUGGUUACAAUGGCAGCCAUCUGCCAACCUCGACGUGCCUUGGUGGAAAUUCCUGCCCCACAGCCCAAAAUUGCAGCCCGAAUUAGGAGGUCCUACUUGGAAAUUUUAAGUGCCCGUUUAGCCCCAUCAUCUCCAGUUCCAAGAGGGAGAAGUGGAGCUACCAACUCCAAGCGUGUGCAGUCAUUGGACUCGACCGUCAGUGGGAUGUGGAGUGGGAGGAUAGAGGAGCAGUGUGACAAGAUGGAGGAUCACCAGACCCCACUCUCCAAUCAGCAACUGGUGCAGCUGAUCAGAUCCCUCAUCUUAGUUGAACAGAGGCAGGAGCCCAAAGUGUUUACCUCAGACUUGAAGUAUCUCCAAGAAGACCUGCAGCUGAAGAAGAUGAAUGUUUACAGAUCCAUUCCCUACUCGCGGUUUGGCUCCAACAGGGACGCUCAUUGUUACAGAAAGGCUUAUCCUCACCUGGUGGCCUUCAAGGUUUCGUGCCAGGAGUGGGGCCAAGUGCUCCUGAGGAACAAAGAGUGGGACUCGGUGUUGGAGCAUGCACUGAUGGCAUGGCGCUACACCAGCGAGCUGCCGCAGUGGGACACAGUGAGCCACAACGCUCUCAGGGAACAGUGUUACAGCACUCUGGCAGCUCACUGCCUCACCGCUCUGCAGCACUAUCGCCCCGAGCCCAGCAGAGGACGCGAGCUGCUGAGAAGGUUAAAGAUGGCUCAAGUGCACAGUCAGGCCAUCGGGCCCUGUAUUCAGGAGCUGCAAAGGAUUCUGGGACAUGCUGAGCUCUCCUGUAUGGACACAAAUGAAAUGAGGAACAACACUGUGUCACCAGCUGGCUACAAUCCCCAGUGAGCCCCGUGCUUCAUUGGCUGUGUGGAUGAACUAAGUGAUUGGUGUGGAUAAGGGGCCAAAAAAGACGUUUUUACAUGGUAGUGUUUGUUUAGAAAAACCACUACAGUAUUCUUCCAAAGUUAUCAGAGGGCGGUGUCGCAGCUGGUAAUGUAAUAACUGCCAGAUGAUGUGUAAUAAAUUACAAAAAUUUGACAAAACCUUCUAAAUGGGUCAAAAAUGUCAUAAAUCUUGUAAUGAGUUGCUGUGUAAUGUAGCCAUGGCUCACUGUUAAAUGAAGGGGUGUAUCAUUUUCAGUUGAAAUAAUCCUAAAUUAUUUAUCAGCUUGAAUCAUUGCAUUCUUGUUCUUUGAGUUACUGCAUUAUCUGUUAAAAAUGUUCCACCCUUUAAAAAGUAAAUGGCAUUAACUUAUUGUCAUGUUACUAUGUUAGCCAGCAACUUGUGACAGAAGUUUUUAUGUUUUUAACCUGUUUAGAGGGAUGUUUUGUUGACAUUAUUACAUUGUGUGCCAGGUGUUACCAGCUGUUACAGGCAGAAAUACAAUUAAUAUGUUGGGUAUAUAUUUUUAGAGUUUUGUAUAGAAAAACGUUGCAUAAAAAAAAUGAAAUGAAAUUCUGAAAUGGCCUUUCCAUGUUGCUUUAUGAGGGUGUGUGUAUGUUUGUGUGUUUGUGUUCACAAUACUUGAAACUGUGGCGUUUGUCAUCUUUGCUCAGUGCUACCUUGUUUUGUAUGUAUGUCUUCUGUUUAGAGAGCAUUGUCUGUGUCACUACUGUUUGCACUGUUGGUGUUUGUCCUGAAAACUUGAAAAUUUUGAUAAAAUAGACCCCCUAAUUUAAAUAAAGUCUACUUUGUACUGCA